Debaryomyces tyrocola is the source of this 699-nucleotide messenger RNA. Lineage: Eukaryota; Fungi; Ascomycota; Pichiomycetes; Serinales; Debaryomycetaceae. The record is from the annotation of a GenBank genome assembly.
AUGACAGUUAUUAGUUUUGAGAAUUCGUUCAUACUAAUUACGGCUGCAUUAGUGGCUGGAAUUAUUGCAAUUCCCUAUUUAGAUGACUAUAAACAAUGGAUUGACAUAGAGACCCCCGGGGGGCUUCCCAGUAACAGGCUUGGGUAUAUUGCUUCUUGGUUAAUAACUUUAACAUUUCAAAGAAACCGUAGGGAUCCGACAAGCAUCUAUUGUGAUAAUUCUAAUGGGUAUUUAAAUCCCAAUGAAAUUCCUAUGCGUGGGGUUCCUUCUCCUGAAAUGGCUCAUUGGUCAAUUCCGCAUCGUCAAAUUUCUCAUACAGCGUUUGAUUUGAAAAAGGAUAAUACCCCUACUAGUAAUGUAGCAAGGUUUUUUGGAGGGCUUGUUGACAAAAAUAGAAAUUAUUUCAUAGGAGCUUCGAUGGUAGAAAAAAACAUACCAGCCAUAUUUCAUAAAUCCUCCCUGCCUAAAAAUGAAGUUAUUCAUAGACAUGUAAAAGAUGGCUCUUUUCAUAUCACUUUACAUUGCCAAGAUGCAAAAAUAAUAGUAGAAAAGAAAUGGGGAGAGCUUUUUCCCAUUCCACCAUAUAGGAACAGGUCUUUUGAGGAGGUAGUGCUCCUAUAUGCACCACAAAGUAUUGAAGAUUAUAAAAUGUUCGAAACAUUUGCUGAUGCUGCAAUAAAGCAUUUCGAUACAACAUAA